This is a messenger RNA of Saccostrea cuccullata (small rock oyster), 1993 nucleotides long. RefSeq lists its product as uncharacterized. The transcript has 12 exons. The record is from RefSeq and is a predicted model, not a curated record. NCBI's taxonomy places the organism in Eukaryota, Metazoa, Mollusca, Bivalvia, Ostreida, Ostreidae. The annotation marks the transcript as partial.
GUUGCCUUUGGUGACAUACGGCCAGCACAUCCACCAUUGUCCAAAUGACUGCCACUGGAAUGGUCAUUGCGACCUUCGCAGAGGUCACUGUACCUGUUAUGACGGUUUCUAUAACAACGACUGCACGGGGGACUGUGGAUGUCAAGGUCACGGAGUGUGCAAACCAGAUCACACUUGUCAUUGUGAUGAGGGGUGGAAAUGGUCGGAUCACGACAAAAAGUGUGUCUGGGACUGCCACUGUUCUAACGGUCAGUCUUGCAUAGCGCCGGGAGUCUGUGGAUGCAGUCAUGCGUGUCAGCACGGUACUUGCUGGAAUUCUCAAUGUGAAUGCUGGGAAGGAUAUAAGGGGGAAACUUGUGAUACACUGGAUGUACAUAUCAUGGCUAAUAGGAAUUCCUCGGUCGGAGUAAAUCUCGGGGGACUAACGUACUACUCGUCUGAGAUCAAAUUUGUCGAUGUGGCCAAAGAGUCAUCUAAGUGGAUAACUCAACGGUGGGGGAACCAUACUUGGGACAGCCAUGAACUAGCGACAGUUAAUAUGAGGCACGAUGGAUAUCCUGCAAGUUUACCAGGUGAUUUGGCCCUUGAGAAGUUGGUUCUUCGUGCUUUGUCACACCCACCUGCCGGAGUUUACACGAUUCUUUAUGAUGGUGAAGGAGACAUUGAAAUCAAUCUUCUACAUUAUCAAAAAGUAUACAAUGGAAAAGGACGAAUGCUGAUCAACGUUACCAUUGGUCAAUCUGGUAUCGGUAUUAGACUUCUGCGAACCAAUCCGGCAAACCCCCUCCACAAUCUACGUGUCAUUCUCCCAGGGUUCGAAGGAAGACAUGAACAUUUUCCAUAUUAUCCGUUAUUUCUCGAGAGUUUGGUCAGAUAUUCUGAGUUCAGAUACAUGGAUUUCCUUCACACAAAUGGACACACGCCUGAACCUACAACAUGGGAUAAACGAAAACUCACAACGUUUCACACCCAAGGAGGCACAGAGGGCGGUGCUCUGGAAUACGCCAUCUUAUUGUCUAACAUGCUGGGCGCCAGUCCGUGGUUUAACAUGCCUCAUGCAGCAGACGAUAACUUUGUCAGGCAAUUUGCCAAAAAAGUUAAACAAACCCUACGACCAGAUUUAAGGGUAUAUGUGGAGUAUUCCAAUGAAGUGUGGAAUGGUAUAUUUCGUCAGAACCGCUAUGCUUCAGAGAUGGGCCACAGUCUGGGGUUAGAUUCUGGUUGGAAGGCUGCUUUCAAAUAUUACAACAAACGCUCACAUGAAAUGGCACAAAUAUGGAGAGAGAUUUAUGGUGUGUCUGAUAAACUAGUCCUUACAUGGGCGUGGCAGACAGGAUAUCAAGAUUAUACCCGGCAGGCUAUAGAGGAUCUGGGAACAAGGCUCAACGACUUUACAGCUCUGGCUAUAACGGGAUACUUUACUUGUGACUUAACCUCCAAACACAUUUCCUCAAUACCAACUAUGACUUACAACGAAGUUUCGUCUCUAUGUACUAACUACAUUCAAAACAAGACCAGAUCAUCCUUCUCUUAUUUCGUGGGUCUUGCAAAGGCUCAUAAUGUACAUUUAUUGAUGUACGAAGGAGGACAACACAUUGUAGAGCACGCGCCUCAACACGAACAAAUAACCAACAAACUCAUGGACAUCAAUAGAAAUGACGUCAUGGAAACUUUGGAUCUCAAUCUUUUAAAUGUUUGGAACGACGUCGUUAUGAAGCAUAGCACUUCAGUAGGUGGUUUAUUUAACUACUUUUCAUCAUGUGGCCAAUACUCCAAAUACGGAAGUUGGGGAAUGUUAGAAUACACAGGACAAUCCUAUUCCUCUGCUCCUAAAUACAGGGCUGUCCAAAAGUUCAUUUCAUCACAGAGCCAGAAUACUGAAGUGGCACCCAGGUGUAGUUUUGUGGAUAUAGGAACUGUUAGUUACGGGUGUUUUCUGGUUGGUGGUAGGCCAUACUGUGGUUCUACGGUAGACAGGGGACAAAAAUGGUCU